AUGCUGUGCAGGUUCUUGCUGCUCUCCCUGCUGCUGGGGGCUGUCCUCACACGGCCCUUACAAGAGAGUGACAGCUACUCAGUCCCUGAGGACUUCUCUGCUCCCCUGGAGCUUCCACAGGAACACUUUGGCCUGGUGGAUGAUUACGGCAUCAAACCCAAGCAGCCUCACGUCAGGACCCCAGGGGGCUGGCAGCGGCCGGCAGGGCUGCGCAGAGCUGGCAAAAGCAAGCGCGACGAGCUCGAGUUGCUCCAGUACUACGAUGAGGCCCACUUGUGA
Messenger RNA from Indicator indicator, 279 nucleotides. It is a transcript of the gene FREY1, whose product is annotated as Frey regulator of sperm-oocyte fusion 1. The transcript is spliced from 3 exons. The record is from RefSeq and is a predicted model, not a curated record. NCBI's taxonomy places the organism in Eukaryota, Metazoa, Chordata, Aves, Piciformes, Indicatoridae. Bases 1 to 279 code for a protein of 92 amino acids.